Molecule: messenger RNA, 2994 nt
Organism: Symbiodinium sp. CCMP2592
Lineage: Eukaryota; Dinophyceae; Suessiales; Symbiodiniaceae
Source: the annotation of a GenBank genome assembly
AUGACACUGGUGAUGGCCCCAGAAGACCUGGGACGUACUUCAUCAGCACUCGAGGCACCACGCAUCAUCCCACGUGCACCUCGACUUGCCGUGCCGGAUCAAGACGGCAAUUUGCGCAUCGACGAAGCACAUGUUCAGCUUAUUCAGCCAGACCAGGCAGCUGCUACACGGAAUCUACCGCCAGAGCAGGUUGCAUCUUCGAAUGGGUUGACUUCGCUGCAGGAGUUGCAGUAUCAAGCUCAUUUGGAGCAGCAACUACUUCAAUCUCGUUUGCAGCAAUUGCACGGGACUGACGCAAGUUUCGGUGGCCUCCUGCAGCCAAGCCAAUGCCCGUUCCUCCAUCAGAAUGCGAACCAAAACGGUGUUCCCAACUUCUGGAUGCCGCACGUGCCAAUGCCGGAAAGCUUGCACCCAUCGCCUUUCGCCCGAGCACCACAGCACUGUCAGCAGUGCGUGAACCACCAGGUGGCACAGCCACCGCACUCGUGGCAGUCGUGGCAGUGCCAGUGCAACCAUGGCAACCCCAACCCGCCGGCGGGCAUGGCACCGUGCUUGGAGCCUCAGCCUCACUCAGAUCUUUCAGCCUUUCAAGAGCCGGUUACGCAAGUCCAAAGCAUGGGAAAUGACAUGCUGCCGUCCCUCCUGCCUCCUCGCGGAUUGGAUGCUCCGAAACUUGUGCUGAAGCCCUUGGUGCCGCCUCCGCCUGUCUCGGCUCCUUUGGGGCCGCAUCCUGUUGAGAUGGGAUUGGCCUGGCCGGAACAGCAAGGACAGGGCCACCGGGCCCCAGCGCAGGCGCCCACGCUGCCUCCGAUGGGGGGCGUCACUCAGUCGGAGCACUCGUGGCCCAUGACAGCCGGUGCAAGCGGCCACUGCGGCGAUCCAGGUCUGCAUCGCAUGGCAGGUGUCACCGCCAAGCAGGACAAGGAGAUUCUGGACACCUUGCAUUCCAGCGGUUUCGCCGUUGACUUCGGCAGUGCAGAUCCUCGGUCAGACAGGGAUCUUGGCCAGAUGAUCGACACCAUGGCCACACAGGGCAGUGCACAGAGUGCAUCCGAAGUGCAAGCGGCUCGGUCUUGGGCAUCUCGGAGUGGACGUCCACUAGAACAGGUGACUGAGAACGCUGAGAUUUCUGGCUUGUCUUCGUCACGGCCUGACCGAGCUGCCUCCAAGCCACUCCCACACCGUGCGGAUGUGCAACUUCGAAGCGGGCCGCUGGUCGCCGCAGAGGAGUUCUUGCGAAGUUACAGGCCUCAAAUGCACUUGCAAAGUCUCGUGUAUCCCAAUGGUACAAAAGUGGACUUCACCGAGCUGGCUCCGGUGCUGAGGGCCGUGGCGGUCGCGAACUCUCAGUCCGCUGCUCGGAUGCUGCAGGCCAUCGAGUCCGGCUCCCACGUGAGGACUGCGCUUCAGGUCUUUCGCGAGUGUGACGCGGAUGGUUGUGGCUUCUUGACGUGGAGCAACGGAGGAAUACGGGAUUUUGUCAUGGCCGUUUUUACUCAGCUGGGUCUGGUUCCACCCGCCGAGAUGCAGACAUAUGCCGCCCAUACCCUCUUCGACAUGAACAGGACUAUGUGUCUUUCAGCGUGUGACUGCCUCUGCCUGACUGACACGCUUCUGCGUGCAAUUUUUCUGUUCAGUUCAGAGGAUGCUCCGACAAUGCAGGCCGAGCCUGCAGCCAAAGUGCGUUCAAGUGGCUCUAAGCGAAGUCCUCGCCCCGUGGUGCCUGUGGCAGAGGAGCUCGCAGAAGCCCAGGCUGAGACAGAAAGGCUGAGGCAAGAGCUGGAAGAGCUGCAAGCUGCAGAAGCCCAAGCAGACGCCAUGGCUGCAGACGACAAGGAAGUGCUGGGCCCAGAAGUGCUCUCUGCCCGCCACGGCAGAGGCAUUGGCGACACAUCCGCCCUGGUGUGGACUGCCAGGGCACAUGCUGAAAACAGCCGCUUGGAAAGAGAGCUGAAGAGCCUUCGCUCCUUGGCAAACAGGCAGCGUGGUGAAGUUCACUGGCUGCAUGAACUUCGACAGCAGCUGCAGACGGCCUGCCGGCAGGAGGAGUUGGAGAGGGAGCAUCAGCAGCUUAUGGAACUGCAGGAGGAGGAUGCAGAGGGAGAGCUGCGAGAACGGGACCUCGAGCGUCGGCGAGAGCAGAGACUUGAAGCCUUGGUUCAGGAGCGCCAGGAAAGGCGCGAGCGCAUCGAGCAGCGCGAACGGGAACUGCAAGAGCAAGAGCUUGCUCACGACCUGGAGCAGCAGCGCCUCAUGCGAAAGGAGCAGGACCUGCAGCAGCGAGAGAGAGAGCUUCGGAAGGAAAGGGAGAAGAGGCUGCAGCAAGCGGAGGCGCUGCGAGGCCAUGAGCUGGAGUUCUCGCGGGAGCUGGGACGGCUGAAAGGGAGCAGCAGCCCGCCGCUGCAAAGAGCCGAGGAGAUGGCUUCGCCGCCAAGUGCGAGUUCAGAUCGCCUGGAGCCCGAGGAGGAGGCGGAGGCAGACUCCGCUGAAGUGGCGGCACAGGCGGCCGCACAGACGUUGGAGAACCGGAAGCUGCGACGCGAGCUGGAAAGUCUCCGAGCAUUGGCUCAGUGGCAGCAGAGCGAGGUCGGAGCGGUUCUGGCAUGUCGUCCUGGCGACUUAACCCGGAGGCCAGCCGACGAGAUGCCCGACUCCCAAGGGCAGCAAGUGGUUGGUUCUUCUCGGCCCAGAGGAUCGCUGGUGAUGGCUGCCUUGGCCGGCGAAGCUCUAGUGGAAAGAGCAGAACGUGAUGGAGCUCUGCAGGCGCCGGCCGUCGAAGGCAUGGACGGCACAGGACGACGUUUGGGUUGGCGUCCAGAACCGUGCGGCCAGGAUGCAGCAGCCCUGCACUUUCGGCAACAAGGUCUGCGAAACGGCAUUCAGGAGUACGACCGCACUGUGCGCGAGCUUAUGUCGAGGGUCUUGGGUCGAGCGGACGAUGCAGGUCAUGGUUCACAUCCAGAGAACCGCGUGACAGAGCCGCUUGCAACAUAG